AUGUCUCAGGAGAAUCAGCGAAUCAAGGUCCCGUUUGAGCACCGCUUUGAUCAAUUUUACUAUGAAGAAGAGGACAGACAAGCCGAUCUUCAGAAUCGGCAAUAUUUCCGAUACUAUGAUAGCCGAGUCCAAGCUCUGAAGGGACGAAUCUUGGCCAGAGCUAGGGAAGAAGUUGGUAAGUGGUUUUAUUUUUCUGUAUUCUUGGUUUAGAGAGAGAUUGAGUUGGAAUUUGGGCCAUCCAAUUAGAAAUUUUACCAAAAAUUUGUACUAGGCAUGAAUGUUGAAGAAAAAUGAAAUUUAUAUCUAAAUCAAUGUUUUUUUGUUUUGUACUAUAUUUUUCAUGUCGUUCUUAGCUUUCUUCGACAAGAUUCGUGCUUGUUUAUCCUUUACAUUUACGGUUUCCAGACAAAUCCAUCAAGAUCACACCUCUUUCGAAACUUGUUCCAAAUCGGCCGGCGUUGAUCUGCGGUGUAACGAUAAAACGAUGUAAAAAUCGACCCAGCGUCUUUGACGAAUUCAAGAAGCAAGAUUUUGACGAUGAGGAUGAGCUUUGGGAUCUGGAGGACGCAGAAGAAGAGGCAGAACUAAAUGCCGAAAAUCCGUAUGCUAGAGUUGAAACUUUAUGCUCAUCUGCGGAUACACUUGAGAUUGAAGAUGAUAAACAGCGGCUUCCUUUGGUUGGAGCUGAUAUUAACAAGGUAUGUGAUUUUUUUGUCGUUUCUUUGGAUUUUAGAUUGAAAAAAUGAGAAUUGGAGGCACGUCAUAUUCAAAAGUCGCUGACCAUACAAAUUUGAGUUUGGCAUGUAAUCUGUUUGCUUCUAGGAUCAUUUCGUGACCGGAAACAUCCUCGGAUUUUACGGCGCCAAAGAUGCAAACGAAGAUUUUGUCGUGGAAAAAGUGAUCUGUCCCCAGUUGGCUCCACAGAUCCCCUGGCCCUCCAAAGUCUCGGAUUCGUAAGUGGAAUACGCUAUAAAUAAAUUUGUUGGCUUUUAGAUACAUAAUGUUUAUAUCGGGCUUCAACCUGAACGCUCAAAUCGCCAAAAACGAGUGGAAAAUGGCGGCGUUCCAUCAGCUGGCCGACUUUCUGCAAGGAAAUUCGUUGGACCCGCAGCAAUGUGACCUGGGCAAGAAAGUGGGACGGGUUAUAUUUGUAGGCGACACUGUGAGGAUAUCGACAAAGGUGGUUUUGUUUAUAUUGUGUUCAGUUUUCCGGUUUUAGGACUACACUCGGUACAUGGUGACCAAAUUGGGACAAAGUCAGACCUACGAACCUAAUGGCCUCGAGCAAUUGGACCGGCUGCUCGAAGAUAUGACUGUAAGCUGCUCCGAAGAGACUUUGGAUGUAAUAAAUACAUUUCUUGUUUAGAUGACAGUCCCGGUGACGCUUAUGCCCGGCCCCAACGACAUUUGUGACGCCCUAUGGCCACAGCGACCGAUUUUGAAGAAGUCCUUGUUGAGAAAUAAGAAAUAUUACAGUAAUUGCGAUACCGUAACGAACCCAUAUUCCUUUGACUACGAUGGGGUGAGAUUCUUGGGAUCUUCAGGUUGGUUUUUUGGUCGUUUUUGUGACUGGGCGACAUUUUAUACGAUGAUUUUUUGGAAUGGAAAAUUUGGCGGAAAUAGGGUAAUAUUCCUAUUGUUAUUGAUUGAAUUAAGAGAAAUAAUUGUGGUUUCAGUUUUUUGAGCCAGAAAAAAUGGUUUGGAAUGUUUAAAUUUGGCAAUAUUUUUUCCUCAGGAAAUGUUUCAUCGUAUAAAAUGUCACUUUUUUUGGCAAAACUCGCUGAUUCUUGUUCUAGGCCAGAACAUUGAUGAUAUGAUCAGAUAUACGAAGGGAAAAUCAACAAUUGAACUCAUGAAAGAUCUCCUGGAAAAGUCCCAUCUCUGCCCGACCUGCCCAGACACGAUUGAUGGGCAUCCGUACGUUGGAAAAGACCCAUUGGUCAUCAAAGAGACUCCUCAUGUCUUCUUUGUCGGAAACCAGCCGAAAUUUGCAUCGGAAAUGGUCAAAUUGUCGGAUGGAUGCAAGGUUUUGAUGUUAUCCUUGCCCAGGUUCAGUCAAACUCAUGAGGUGAGUUUUUGUUAGGUGUUUAGAUGGAUCAAAUGAUGGUUAUUAGGUGGAAUAGAUGCUAAAUAGGUCUGUAAACCGAUUUUUGAAAUAAAAUUGAAAGUGUGUUCGAAUGGUGCAGUGGGUUGUGAGAUGGUUUUGAUUUUGGGGAGGGUUCGAAUCCCCGUGCGGAAAAUUGUUGAAUUUGGAUGUUUACUGGUGGGAUAAGGCUGUAGAAGUUAUGUCAAUACUUUUUUUACUUUUAGGUGUAUCUAUUUAACCCAAAAACCCUGGAAACUUUGCCGUUCGAAGUGUUCAUUGAUGAAGAAUUGAUCGAAAGAACUCAUUUUGACCCCGAUGAUGAUGAAGUUCAGGAAAUGGAUGUGGAUGAAUGA
This is a messenger RNA of Bursaphelenchus xylophilus (pine wood nematode), 2439 nucleotides long. The record is from the annotation of a GenBank genome assembly. Lineage: Eukaryota; Metazoa; Nematoda; Chromadorea; Rhabditida; Aphelenchoididae.